GGCGGCGCCCACAGGUCACACUCCCCCGUAUUGUAAAGUGGUAGUUCCGUAAUUCAAACGCAAAGUGUCAAAACUCAAACCUCAUAAGCGCUGGCCGUUUGCCCUCCGCCGCUCCCCUUCCUCUGAGGGAGGGCGAGAGAGAGCUUGCUCCCAUGGCGUCGAGGGCCGCGAUCUACCAAGGGAUGAUGUGGAGGGGCCGCUCGUGGGCGGUUGGAGCUCGAUCGAUGUCGUCGUGGUGGAGCAACGUAGAACCGGCGCCCAAGGACCCGAUCCUCGGAGUCACGGAAGCCUACCUCGCCGAUCCCAGCCCCGAUAAAGUAAAUGUCGGCGUUGGAGCUUAUCGUGAUGACAAUGGGAAGCCUGUCGUCCUCGAAUGCGUUAGAGAGGCUGAAAGGACGAUUGCCGGGAAUCUGAACAU
Elaeis guineensis (African oil palm) is the source of this 418-nucleotide messenger RNA. NCBI's taxonomy places the organism in Eukaryota, Viridiplantae, Streptophyta, Magnoliopsida, Arecales, Arecaceae. The record is from RefSeq and is a predicted model, not a curated record.